Ziziphus jujuba (common jujube) is the source of this 701-nucleotide messenger RNA. Its product is annotated as disease resistance protein Roq1-like. Gene Ontology annotation, biological process: signal transduction. Bases 153 to 701 code for a protein of 182 amino acids. The record is from RefSeq and is a predicted model, not a curated record. The transcript has a single exon. Lineage: Eukaryota; Viridiplantae; Streptophyta; Magnoliopsida; Rosales; Rhamnaceae.
AACAUUCAAUUAUUGAUGCCUUUGCUCAAGGCAAUUAAUAAGGGGGGGGAAAAAUUGCCUAAAGCUGAAUAUAUAAUGUCUUGACAAGAAUACUUCCUUAAUCUGGCCGAGGAAAUUGAACUGCACACUUUUUCUUUCUUUUAAAAUUUUUUAUGGAUCACUUGCUUGCCUCUUCCUCUUCUUCCAGUGUCUUUGGAAACCAAUAUCACGUUUUCUUGAGUUUCAGAGGAGAAGAUACUCGUAAAACAUUCAUAGGCCACCUUUACAGAGCUUUGCAACAAAAUGGAAUUCAGACUUUCAUCGAUGAUGAAGAGCUGAGGAGGGGAGAAGAAAUUUCACUUUCACUUAUUAAUGCAAUUAGAGGAUCAAAGAUAUCCAUCAUCAUCUUCUCCAAAAACUAUGCAUCUUCAUCAUGGUGUUUGGAUGAACUGGUUGAAAUUCUUAAAUGUAGAGAGUCACUUGGACAAUUGGUUUGGCCAGUCUUCUUCGACGUAGAUCCUUCUGAAGUGAGAAAUCACACAGGCAGUAUUGGAGAAGCAUUAGCUAAAUAUGAAGAAAGUUUGAAUAAGAAGGCAAAGCUGCUAAAGUGGAAGGCUGCUCUAAACAAAGCUUCCAAUCUAUCUGGAUGGCACUUAUCAAAUGGGUAUGUAAGAUUAUAUUUACUUGAAAAUAUAACUUAUGUUUUUUUUCUCUAUACAUAA